UCUUAAUGGCCAACACCAUCCAAAUAAACCCAAAGCAAAUAGAGGUCCCAUCUCGCACCCAAAAGCAACCCAACAUAAAAUUUAAUUAUAUUAUAUUCUCAUUUCAACUAAUCAAAAGUAUAUCAGCCAGUCACCAUUCCCUUUCUUUGUUGAGCCCUCCUCCUUUCGCUAGUUCCCAUGCAUCUCUCGCUAAAGUCUCACCAAAACAAACGGAUACCUUAUAAUAAUCUGACACAUUUUUCUUUCUUUGGGUCUCUAAAAUUGUCCCUCUCUCAUCUCAACUGCGAGUUCCGAUGGAGAUUUUCCAUUGCUUCUUCUACUUAAAUUUUCUGCUCGUCCCUUUGAUGUUCUUUGUGGCGGUUUCAGCAGCUGAUCUCUACUCAGACACCCUUCUGAGCUUAAAAUCUGAGCUUGUAGAUGACCAUGGUAGUUUGGAAGACUGGUUUGUGCCUUCCGGAUAUAACCCAUCUGGGAAAAUCUACGCAUGUUCUUGGUCUGGUGUCAAAUGUAACAAGAACUCCACUGUUACUGGUUUAGACCUGUCAAUGAAGAUGCUUGGUGGUGCAAUUUCUGGAAAGCAAUUUAACGUCUUCACUGAGCUUGUUGAUCUCAACCUCAGUUACAACUCAUUCUCUGGCCAGCUCCCUGUGGGAAUUUUCAACCUCACCAGUCUAAGAAGCUUGGAUAUUAGCAGAAACAACUUUUCUGGUCACUUUCCUGGUGGAGUCUCAGGUCUUGGAAACUUGGUUGUGCUUGAUGCCUUUAGCAACAGCUUUUCGGGGUCAUUGCCUACUGAGGUUUCACAGCUUCCACAUCUCAAGGUCCUCAAUUUAGCUGGAAGUUAUUUCAAGGGACCAAUCCCAUCAGAAUAUGGUUCUUUCAAGAGCCUGGAGUUUCUUCAUCUUGCAGGGAAUAUGAUCAGUGGAAGCGUACCACCAGAACUGGGCAAGCUCAAAACAGUCACCCAUGUGGAGAUUGGCUACAAUUUUUAUCAGGGAAGCAUCCCGUGGCAAUUGGGCAACAUGAGUGAGCUUCAGUAUCUUGAUAUUGCUUAUGCAAACCUCUCCGGCUCAAUACCAAGGGAACUUGGCAAUCUCGCCAAGCUUGAGUCACUUUUUCUCUUCAGAAACCAGCUCAGUGGACUGCUACCGGGGGAAUUUAGCAAAAUCAGGCCUCUCACAAGCUUGGAUCUUUCUGAUAAUCUGCUUUCUGGGCCUAUCCCCGAGAGCCUUUUAGAGUUGAAGAGCCUUAGACUGCUCAGUCUUUUUUACAAUGACAUGAGUGGCACAGUUCCUGAAGGAAUUGCAGAGCUUCCGUCACUAGAGACUCUUCUUAUAUGGAACAAUUUCUUCUCUGGGAACCUUCCACAGAGCUUGGGCAGGAACUCAAACCUCAAGUGGGUGGAUGUCUCUACAAACAACUUCAAUGGCAGCAUUCCAGCGGAUAUCUGUUUGCAAGGUGUGCUAUUUAAGUUGAUGCUCUUUUCAAACAAUUUUACAGGCGGUCUUUCCACAUCUCUCUCCAAUUGUUCUUCUCUUGUUCGUCUUCGACUUGAAGAUAACUCAUUCUCAGGUGAGAUCCCUUUGAAAUUCAGCCGUCUUCCUGAUAUCACAUAUGUUGACUUAUCUGGGAACAAGCUUACUGGUGGGAUUCCAAUAGAUAUAUCACAAGCUCCCAAGCUUGAGUACUUCAAUGUUUCUAAUAAUCCAGAAUUAGGGGGUACAAUUCCUGCACAAACAUGGUCUUCGCCACUUCAGAAUUUUUCUGCAUCUUCAUGUGGUAUCAUUGGCUAUCUUCCCCCAUUCCAAAACUGCAAAUCCAUAUCUGUUGUUGAACUGAGCAUGAACAGUUUAGAAGGAACCGUUCCAGAAAGUGUUUCUAACUGCCAGGCUCUUGAGAGGUUUGCUUUAGCUAACAAUAAUUUAUCAGGUCAUAUACCUGAGGAGCUUGCAGGUGUUCCUACCCUUGGUGUCCUAGACCUGUCACAUAAUAGUUUCAAUGGACCAAUACCUGCCAAGUUUGGUUCUUCUUCGAGCUUAUUACUUCUAAAUGUGUCUUUCAAUGAUAUUUCUGGAACCAUUCCUUCUGCAAAGCUAUUAAGAGCAAUGGGAAGUAGCGCAUUCAUUGGAAAUCCAAAGCUAUGUGGAAAACCUCUGAGACCAUGUCCGAGUUCGGUGGCGAUAUUUGGAAGCAGAGGCGCCGGGAAGCUUAUAUGGGUCCUGCUACUGUGUGCAGGUGUAAUUAUGUUCAUUACUCUAUCAAUUCUGGGGAUAAUUUAUAUCCAAAGAGGCAGCAAAAGGCAAUGGAAGAUGAUCUCAUUUGCUGGACUUCCUCAAUUCACAGCAAAUGAUGUAUUGAUGAGCUUCAGUUCUAUAGAAUCCAUGGAUGCACUGCCUCCAUUGUCAGCUUCAGCAUGCAAAGCAGUUCUGCCCACAGGAAUCACAGUUUCAGUGAAGAAGAUUGAAUGGGAAGCAAAGAGAAUGGGAGUUAUGUUGGAAUUUAUUACCCAAAUUGGGAAUGCAAGGCAUAAGAAUCUAGCUCGAUUGCUCGGAUUUUGCUACAACAAGCAUCUGGCUUAUCUCUUGUACGAUUACGCCCCCAAUGGAAAUUUGGCUGAAAAGAUAAGAGUGAAAAGGGAAUGGGCAGCCAAGUACAAAAUUGUGAUCGGCAUCGCAAAGGGAUUAUGCUUCCUUCACCAUGACUGUCAUCCUGCAAUUGCCCAUGGAGACUUGAGGUCGAGUAAUAUAGUGUUUGAUGAAAAUAUGGAACCUCAGCUGUCAGAAUUCGGGUUCAAGCAUCUGCUCGAGUUGAACAAAGGUUCAUUUGCAGCAGCAACUUCCAAAAGGGAUACAGGUGAUACCAAUAGUGCCACAAAAGAGGAGCUAUACAGGGAUGUAUAUAGCUUUGGGGAGAUCAUGCUGGAAAUUUUAAGCAAUGGCAGGUUGACGAAUUCAGGAGCAAGCAUACAGAGCAAGUCAGGGGAAGUUGUUCUGAGAGAAAUUUACAAUGAGAAUGAAGUUGGUACGAAUGUUCCAGUGCAAGAGGAGAUAAAAUUGGUACUUGAGGUUGCUACACUUUGCACCAUGAGUAGGCCGUCUGAACGGCCAUCAAUGGAGAAUACAUUGAAGCUUUUAUCAGAGUGGAAAAGCAACAAGAAAAAUAACCCGAGUAUUGAAGCAGCAGCAGCAAGAUUAUGAUUUUAGAUGCAUAUUACCAAUUAAAAACAAAGAUAUAUAUAUACAAGAUGAAGUACUUAAGUGAGAGAUUUGGCUGUUUCUGUUUGUAGUGAAUUUGUUGUUCUCUAGCU
This is a messenger RNA of Prunus mume (Japanese apricot), 3307 nucleotides long. RefSeq names its product Leucine-rich repeat transmembrane protein kinase family protein (gene MOL1). Gene Ontology annotation, biological process: protein phosphorylation. The record is from RefSeq and is a predicted model, not a curated record. Lineage: Eukaryota; Viridiplantae; Streptophyta; Magnoliopsida; Rosales; Rosaceae. Gene Ontology annotation, molecular function: ATP binding; receptor serine/threonine kinase binding; protein kinase activity.